Cutaneotrichosporon cavernicola is the source of this 771-nucleotide messenger RNA. RefSeq lists its product as uncharacterized. Bases 1 to 771 code for a protein of 256 amino acids. Gene Ontology annotation, molecular function: oxidoreductase activity, acting on the CH-OH group of donors, NAD or NADP as acceptor. The transcript has 4 exons. Lineage: Eukaryota; Fungi; Basidiomycota; Tremellomycetes; Trichosporonales; Trichosporonaceae. The record is from RefSeq and is a predicted model, not a curated record.
AUGACGAACCGCGUCGCAGUCAUCACCGGGGCGAGCCAGGGCAUUGGCGCCGCCAUCGCCCGCCGCCUCUCGAAGGACGGGUUCGACCUCGCCCUCGCCGACCUCGACAGCGCCCAGCCAGCACUACAGAAACUCAUCCAGGAGCUAGGAGGCAGGGCUGUGGCGAUCACGUGUGACGUGCGGAACAAGGACGACGUGGACGCCAUGGUCUCUGUGGCUGUCGCUGAACUUGGGCGCGUCGACGUGAUGAUCGCCAAUGCCGGGAUCGCCCCCGUCGGCCCGUUCCUCGACGUGACCGUCGACACAAUGGACAACUUGCAUGCCGUCAAUGUCCGCGGCGUCUUUCUGUGCUACCAGGCCGCUGCGCGGCAGAUGAUCCGGCAGGGCGGCGGCGGGAAGCUCAUCGCGGCAUGCUCGACCGCUGGGUGGCAGGGAUAUCCCGGUUUCUCGAUGUAUUCCGCGUCCAAAUUCGCCGUGCGCUCACUCAAUCAAUCCGCCGCAAAGGAGUUGGGCAAGCACGGAAUCACGUGUAAUGUCUACUGCCCGGCGCCGGUCGAUACGCAGAUGUGGACCGACAUCGACAAGACGCUCAGUGGCCACCUCGGCGGACCGCAGGGCGCCCUCACAGACUCCCGCCUCAAGGGUGCCCCCAUGGGCCGCCUGGUGCAGGCCGAGGACGUAUCUAACCUCGUCGCGUUCCUUGCCGGCCCCGACUCGGGGUUCAUCUCAGGAGAGAGUAUUGUCGUUUCGGGUGCGGACACGGUUGCGUAA